Molecule: messenger RNA, 1280 nt
Organism: Amoebophrya sp. A25
Lineage: Eukaryota; Dinophyceae; Syndiniales; Amoebophryaceae
Source: the annotation of a GenBank genome assembly
CCGAAGUGGCUGCGCGCCAUCUACAACUCUCUUGACGCAUCAAAGUUGCUAGAUCAAUGCGACCACUUCGCCUUAGGCCGUGAGGCCAUCCAAGAAGCAGAGCUACUUUCUGGAAAAAGCACCAGCCUGCACAGCGAUUGCCUUAAAAAUGUACUCGUUUUUUUAAACUAGGUACUUAACUACAAGUAGUAGUAGAUUGGUAGAGGUAAGUCUAAGCACAUGAUGAUUUGUAUUCUGACUUCUUUUUCCUCCGCUAGGUGAAUGAAGUGUAGGCACAGGAGCUCUGCGUCGUGAAAAUAGAUGUAGUUAUCUCGUCUAGGAUGUCCAAACUGGUGUCCUGACUCUCGGGGUCCUAGAAGCUUUUAUGUAAGUAUGGAUUUAGAGAUCGAUGCGAGCGAAAUCGACUUAUAAUUCUCAAAAAUAUCGCACCGUUCUUGUUCUACUAGGUGAGCCGUCUAGGAGUGCACUCCUCUCGGUAUGUUCGAGAUUUGCAGGAGUUAGGUUUUCAAGCCAAGAAGCAACAUCCACUGCCUUUAGAUGCGCAGUCCAAGGAGGCUCGGAGGGUUCUCGUCGAAGCUGAUGAGAAAGGCCGAGCUCCUGUCCAAAAUCAAAGUAGCACUGCAGUACUAGAGCGUCAUCCUCGACGUGCGCAAUCGAUGGCACGAGGACGAGGACCACAUCAGAUAAUGACUAGUCGAGGACAAGGAGAAGGGAACUACAACAUCUACAGUCACGCUCCCUUUGAUAUAGAACAGACGUCGGCGUCAUUGAAGAGGAAAAGAAUACAAGUCGGAGGAGAACAAGAUCAGGAUGUUGCUGCAGAAGAUAAGAUGCAGAGAACAAUAGGAGAGGGGUCAUCUUCUGCUACUACAUCAGCUGGUGGGCGUCACCAUGCGCAGCACGGCUCUAGUCCGCAGCAGAGACUUAAGGCUUACCCGAAUCCAUCUCCGGAAGCAUCUUGGCGCUGUCCCAUAAGGCGAAAACAGCUCCACCAAGAUCAGGCACGAGAUGGCUUGGGGUGAGCGCUAAGAGACGCACUCGAAGCCCAGGGGCUUCGAUGCGAACAGUGUGCAUCAGUCGCAACGAGUGCAUGAUGAAUCGAUACACCUUGAAUGCGGCAACGCAAAGGUGUCUUGUCUUGUCCAGGCUUGUGACCAUGGUUUACACGACAGGUCGAGACCGCGAUAGCUGCGGAGCUCUUGAGGACAGUAGCGAGAGUAAAACGAACAAAGGUUCCGGUUCCGCGACUACGCUUAGUUCUUGGACCUCUAAUCCACCAG